Messenger RNA from Anas platyrhynchos (mallard), 2082 nucleotides. RefSeq names its product DnaJ heat shock protein family (Hsp40) member C21 (gene DNAJC21). Gene Ontology annotation, cellular component: cytoplasm. Lineage: Eukaryota; Metazoa; Chordata; Aves; Anseriformes; Anatidae. The record is from RefSeq and is a predicted model, not a curated record. Gene Ontology annotation, molecular function: zinc ion binding; nucleic acid binding.
GCGGGGCUCCUCCUCCUCGCUGCUCGGGCUCCUUAUGGCUCCACCGGCUCCUCCUCCUCCUGCUCCGCCCGUUCUGCCGGCCGGCCGGCGCUCCCCGCAGCCGUCCCCUGCCCGCCCCGCGUCCCCUGCGCCAUGCGGUGCCACUACGAGGUGCUGGGUGUCCGGCGCGACGCCGCCGAGGAGGAGCUGAAGCGGGCGUACCGGCGGCUGGCGCUCCGCUGGCACCCGGAUAAGAACCUAGAGAACGCUGAGGAAGCCGCAGAACAGUUCAAGUUAAUCCAGGCGGCGUAUGAUGUGCUCAGUGACCCACAGGAGAGAGCGUGGUAUGAUAACCACAGGGAGGCCCUGCUGAAAGGAGGAGUUGAUGGAGACUAUCAAGAUGAUAGUCUGGAUCUGCUGCACUACUUCACUGUCAGCUGUUACUCUGGAUACGGAGAUGACGAAAAGGGAUUCUUUACGGUCUAUCGACGAGUUUUUGAACAGAUUGUAAGAGAAGAGAUGGAGUAUAUGACCCAGGAAGAUAUUGAAGAAUUCCCUACAUUUGGAUAUUCCCAAAGUGACUAUGAUACGGUAGUCCACCCUUUCUAUGCAUACUGGCAGAGCUUCUGUACUCAGAAAACCUUUGCAUGGAAAGAAGAAUAUGACACACGACAAGCAUCAAACCGCUGGGAGAAACGAGCUAUGGAAAAAGAGAACAAGAAAACUAGAGAUAAAGCAAGGAAAGAGAGGAAUGAACUGGUCCGUCAGCUGGUAGCCUUUAUUCGUAAAAGGGAUAAAAGAGUACAGGCUCAUAGAAAACUUGUAGAAGAGCAGAAUGCAGAAAAACUUAGGAAAGCAGAGGAAUUGCGGAGGCAGCAGAAACUCAAACAAGCCAAGCUUGCUGAGCAGUAUAAAGAGCAGAGCUGGAUAACUAUGUCAGAUCUGGAGAGGGAACUGCAAGAGAUGGAGGCACAAUAUGAAAAGGAAUUUGGAGAUGGAUCAGAUGAUGACGAACUAGAAGAACAGGAGACAAAAGAAGGCAUCGAAGACAAACUGAGUGACGAGGCCGAAGAAAGUGAAUUUGCUGAUGAUCUCUACUGCCCUGCUUGUGACAAAUCAUUCAAAACUGAGAAAGCCAUGAAGAACCAUGAAAAAUCAAAGAAACAUCGAGAGAUGGUAGCACUGUUACGACAGCAACUGGAAGAAGAAGAAGGGAAAUUUCCUGCAUCUUUGGAUGAUGCAAAUGGAAUAGAUACUAAAGAGGAUGAAGAAACAGAAGAGAUGCCCAAACAAAAGCUCUCCAAGAAGCAGAAGAAGAAACAGAAAACAAUGACGAUUUAUGAGGACUCUUUUGAUAAAAGUGCUGAUGAGGAAACAGCUGAGCAAAAGGAGGUGCCAUGUGUGGACAAGGACACAGCAGAGGAAUUGGUAAAUGAUGGCCAAAGAUGUGCUGUGUCAGAGGAAAGAAGUGCUUCAGAAGAUAGCAGCCAAGUAAAUGAAGCACAAAGUGAAGUGAAAAGCAGUGCUAAGCCUAAAGGUAAAAAAGCCAAGGAUGCAAAAAAGUCUGCCAAGGCAUCUUCAGAACAUCCAACAACGAAUGAAGUUCCCAUUCACUGUGUAACCUGCAACUGUGCAUUUCCAUCCCGAAAUAAACUGUUUGAACAUCUAAAAUUGACAGGACAUGCAAAAGCAACACAAGCACCAACUGUAAAUGGAGCUGUACACACCAGAAGCAAAAAAGAGAAACGUAAAAACAGAUAGAACUUAGAUACAGUGACAGUCUCUGGAAUCAUACAUAAAAAAUCUCCCAAAAUGGAGAAGUGUGCAUUGCCUGUAUUUUGAGGUAAACAGAGCAGGCAACUCCAACUUUGGAAGAAGGAAGGAAAAAAAUGUAACAAAAGGAACGUUAUCUUGUGAAGCAACCUGUGCUUUCGUUUGUUUUUACCAGCCGUUCUUUACUGACUGAAUUUGGCUUACCCUUCCAGCAGAUUUCAUGCUGAAGGGGAAAAAAUAGUGUUUUAAAGCUAGUUGCCUUGCAUUCUUGUUGAAACUUGCAUGGAUGCAACCUAUGCAGAAGGAAUAAAUUAUUUUAACAUGUUGCUA